Patella vulgata (common limpet) is the source of this 1755-nucleotide messenger RNA. Its product is annotated as kelch-like protein 10. The coding region runs from base 16 to 1659 and encodes 547 amino acids. Lineage: Eukaryota; Metazoa; Mollusca; Gastropoda; Patellidae. The transcript has 6 exons. The record is from RefSeq and is a predicted model, not a curated record. Gene Ontology annotation, molecular function: protein binding.
AUACAUCGCAAUAUUAUGUCCGCGUGUAGUCCGUAUUUUAGAGCCUUAUUUACUAAUCAGAUGUUCGAUACCAAUAAAAGAGAGGUCAUCAUUCCAGGGGUAUCUCCCGAUAUUAUGAAAGAAUUAAUUGAAUACGCUUAUACUCGCGACAUUAAGAUAGACUCCGAGAACGUAGAACUACUUCUUCCUGCCGCGGACCAGUUCCACAUUAUUGGCCUAAUCAAAGCUUGUUGUGAUUUCUUGUGCAAUCAACUCGUAGCGGAAAAUUGUAUCGGUAUCCGUAACUUUUCACGAGCUUAUUUUUGCCACAGUUUGGAAAGAACAGCUCUGAGAUAUCUGUUGCAGAACUUCACCACCAUUUAUCUCGUAAGCAACGAGUUCUUGCAAUUAGAUGUCGAUGAAGUCAGCGAAAUUUUGUCCUCGGAUGAUCUUAAUGUGAAAAACGAAGAGUUAGUUUUUGACGCUGUUUUAAGGUGGAUUGAUUUCGACCCCGAAAGACGAAGAUGUCACAUGGCGAGAAUUUUAAAAACUAUCCGACUCGGGUUGCUAUCUACCCAGUUCUUUGUCGAAAAGGUUAAAUCGCAUCCAUACGUCAAGGAAAGCGAGGCAUGCAAACCCAUCGUUAUAGAGACCCUCAAGUUCCUGUAUGAUUUAGAUAUGGAUGACGAAAAAGAAGUUGAUCUAAACAACCCGUUGGCUAAGCCGCGGGUUCCACAUGAGAUACUGUUUGUGAUUGGUGGAUGGAGCGGCGGGUCACCAACCAAUAUGAUGGAGACAUAUGAUACGCGAGCUGAUAGAUGGAUUGUCUGUGAUUCCGUUGAUCAAGGUCCACGAGCUUAUCAUGGUACAGUAGCUUUGGAUCAGUUAAUCUAUAUUAUUGGUGGUUUUGAUGGCAUGGAAUACUUCAACAGUGUUCGGUCAUUUAACCCGAUAACCAAGAAAUGGACGGAAGUUGCGCCAAUGAAUGCCAAACGGUGUUAUGUCAGCGUUGCCGUAUUAAAGGGGCACAUCUACGCUAUGGGUGGAUUUGACGGCCAUGUUCGACAAAACACUGCCGAAAGGUAUAUGAAAAAGAAGAACCAAUGGAGUCUUAUUCAACCGAUGAACCACCAAAGAAGUGAUGCUAGUUCUGCAGGCUUAGAAGGUAAACUCUAUAUUUGUGGCGGUUUUAAUGGCCAAGAGUGUUUGAAUUCCGCUGAAGCUUAUGAUCCAGAAACCAAUCAAUGGACUCUUCUGACACCAAUGAGAAAUCGCAGAAGUGGUGUUGGUGUUAUUUCUUAUCGCGGAUGUAUCUAUGCGUUAGGUGGAUUCAAUGGCAUCACGAGGAUGAAUACUGGAGAAAGAUUAAGCCCAUCUACCAAUACGUGGCAGACAAUCCCAGAAAUGUACAAUCCCAGAAGCAACUUUGCUAUCGAGGUUAUAGAUGAUAUGGUAUUUGCUAUUGGCGGAUUUAAUGGAGUUACAACCAUAUUUAAUGUGGAGUGUUACGAUUCUACAUCCGAUGAAUGGUAUGAUGCCACUGAUAUGAAUCUGUAUAGAAGUGCUCUUAGCGCAUGCGUCGUUAGAGGUUUACCAAACGUUGAACAAUAUAUACGUCAAAAAGAUCAAGAAAAAUCAGAGGACCAGAAAAAGAAAAAAGCCACCACUGCUAAAGCAUAAAACGCCGAACACACCGCUAGAAUGUAAAAAAUAAAACAGAAUAAUAAAAAAAAAAAAUGAAAACUGUAAUAAUAAAAAUAACGGUAAAAUAUAAUG